Molecule: messenger RNA, 723 nt
Organism: Phaedon cochleariae (mustard beetle)
Lineage: Eukaryota; Metazoa; Arthropoda; Insecta; Coleoptera; Chrysomelidae
Source: the annotation of a GenBank genome assembly
AUGAAACUGAAAUUAUUAGAGGGCAAGAAUAAUGAAAAAGAAAGAGCUAUUACGGCGGACGAUCCAAGACUAAAGGUGGAGAUGAAGAUGCUCAGAUCCAAGUUCAAACACCUGAAUAUUCAGAAAAAAAUUAUCGAUUCUGUAGAUAAGGUCGUCAACACCGUUUCAUUGAAGAACCGAAUCCAAUGGUUCCAGCCAUGUUUCAUGGGUUACUACCAGCAGAAUACGCAAGAAUUCCUACGUUACUUGCUGGUUGGUUUGCAUGAAGAUGUGAACAAGGUGUUGGUGAAGCCAAUUUUGACAGAGAUUACUGAUGAUAUGAACGAUGACAAAAGGGCAGAAGAAUCAUGGAAAAGAUAUUUGAAAAUGACAACAAAAAUAAUAGAUAAUUUCGUCGGUCAGUUGGAAUCGACCUUGAAAUGUUCUUUCUGUGGUUACUGCUCGGUCACCUUCGAUUGCUUCUGGGAUUUGUCGCUGCCUUUACCACAAAGGACUGGUCACAUGAGGCUAUCACAGUGUAUGGACUCUUUCACACGUGAGGAAACUCUAGACGAAGACGAUAUGCCGACUUGUUCCAAGUGUAAGGAGCGCAGGAAAUCUACGAAAACUUUGUCUUUUCACAAGUUUCCAAAAGUGUUGGUUAUUCCUUUGAAAUAUUUUAGGUCUUCCGUAUGUUCGUCAGACAAAGUCAACGUCAUUAGAGACUUUCCGCUCGAGGAUUAA